Messenger RNA from Marmota monax (woodchuck), 1389 nucleotides. It is a transcript of the gene Sf3b6, whose product is annotated as splicing factor 3b subunit 6. Gene Ontology annotation, molecular function: mRNA binding. The transcript has 4 exons. The record is from RefSeq and is a predicted model, not a curated record. Bases 213 to 590 code for a protein of 125 amino acids. Gene Ontology annotation, cellular component: nucleus; cytoplasm; ribonucleoprotein complex. NCBI's taxonomy places the organism in Eukaryota, Metazoa, Chordata, Mammalia, Rodentia, Sciuridae.
AUCUCAAGCUAGAUUGGUACUGGGAGAGUGGGAUACUGCGUCAGCACGUCUCGGCGUGAGGCUGUUAUUCCGGCAGUGCUGUAACAGCUUCCGGCGGGAUCUGGGUGUUAACACUUUACCUCAGAAGUCGUGUUGCGCUCGAAGGCAAACGCAUUCCGGAGGGGUCCCGAGGAAUUCUGUGUUUGCUGCUGUAACCUCUUCAGCCCGCCAAGAUGGCGAUGCAAGCGGCCAAGAGGGCGAACAUUCGACUUCCACCUGAAGUAAAUCGGAUUUUAUAUAUAAGAAAUUUACCAUACAAAAUCACAGCUGAAGAAAUGUAUGAUAUAUUUGGGAAAUAUGGACCUAUUCGUCAAAUCAGAGUGGGGAAUACACCUGAGACCAGAGGAACAGCCUAUGUGGUCUAUGAAGAUAUUUUUGAUGCCAAGAAUGCAUGUGACCACCUAUCAGGAUUCAAUGUUUGUAACAGAUACCUCGUGGUUUUAUACUAUAAUGCUAACAGGGCAUUUCAGAAAAUGGACACCAAAAAGAAGGAGGAACAGUUGAAGCUUCUCAAGGAAAAAUAUGGCAUCAAUACAGAUCCACCAAAAUAAGUGUUAUCUGCAUUUUCACUUUGGACUAAAACCUUUUUUUUUUUCCUUUUAAUUCUGAUUAUUGUGAUUUCUCAUUUGAGAUUCAAAAUUAUUUGCUUGAAACUUUGAUAUAUACUAGAAUACAUUUAUAAACUUGAAGUGUUUUGUAAAACAUGUCAUUGUUUCCUUUUGAACUUUUCCCUUCUGUUUGAUAUCAGGAAAAAACUAAAAAGUUGACGUAGAGGAAAGAUUGUGCAUGGGCCUAUGGACUCUUUUUUAGUUUCUUAAGAGCAGGGACCUUUUUAUAUUAUUAGUGCUUACAGUGUCCAAUCUAGUGAUUAGUCAUUAAAAGAAUUUGUUGUAAUCUUGUCAUUUAUUGAAAGUCUAUUGAUAAUGAACUCUUCAUUACAACAGUCCAUAUAGGCAUCAGCAUGUUUCUGGUGAAGAAACCAAAGUUCAUCAUCAUGCUGGUUGGAUGAGUAAUAUGCUUUCAUAAAAAGCCAGUAUAACAGCAACCAGUUAUUAAUCAGGACUACACAUUUGAAUAAUACUUGCUUUACAGAUAACCAAACACCUUUGACAGUAUGGAUACCCUUGUCCCUAGCAUAGAGGUCUCUCAUAGCAGUGGCUUUUUAGGUGACCGCACAUUGUUAGAAAUUUGAGAGCAAGAAGCCUAGGACAUGGUGAUGUUACAUGUCUGAGAUUGUAUUUAAGUAGCUUUUCAUUUUAGUUAUUAAGAAUUUGUAUAUAUUUGGGGUCUUAUCUCACAGUAUAUCUUUGCUGUAAAUAAAUUUUUCAUGUUUCUUUUUAUGAGUUCCUA